This is a messenger RNA of Neltuma alba, 840 nucleotides long. Its product is annotated as phospholipase A1-IIgamma-like. Gene Ontology annotation, molecular function: glycerophospholipid phospholipase A1 activity. Lineage: Eukaryota; Viridiplantae; Streptophyta; Magnoliopsida; Fabales; Fabaceae. Gene Ontology annotation, biological process: lipid metabolic process. The record is from RefSeq and is a predicted model, not a curated record. The coding region runs from base 1 to 840 and encodes 279 amino acids. The transcript has 2 exons.
AUGGCUCAAGCUACAUAUGAUGCUUUCAUCUCUGAUAAAAAAUCCAAAUAUGCCAGAAGGUGCUGUUAUGGGAAAAGAGAUUUCUUCUCGAAGGUGGGUUUGGAGAAUGGGAAUCCCUUCAAGUAUGAGGUAACAAAGUUUCUAUCAGCAACCGUAGAGAUUGACGUUCCCAUAUAUGGUGAUGUUGAAGAAUCAAACUGGAUUGGGUAUGCUGCUGUGGCUACUGAUGAAGGCAAGGCUGUGUUAGGGAGGAGGGACAUUGUGAUUGCUUGGAGAGGAACUGACCAAAUCAUGGAAUGGAUUAAGGAUUUUCAGUUCUUCCUUGAUGAUGUUGCGUGUCUUUUUGGUCAUGAAGCUAAGUGUAAAGUGCAUCAAGGUUUUUAUUCCAUUUAUACAGCAACAGACCCAGUUGUCCUCAACAGAACAAGUGUGCAAAACCAGGUGAAGAAAUCAGCAUUGACAGGUCAUAGUUUAGAUGUUGCACUGGCAACACUAAAUGCAGUAGAUAUAGUCGGCAAUGGCUUUAACAUCCAAGAGGAUGAUUCUCAGACAGCCUGCCCGGUAACAGCAGUUGUAUUUGCCAGUCCACGGAUUGGAGAUUCACAGUUUCAUAAGUUUUUCUCUGCUCAAAAGGAUCUUCGGACACUACGCAUUCGGAAUAAAGAAGAUAUUGUACCUAGGCUACCUAGCUUGCAUUCUGCAGAAGUUGGAGAAGAGCUGGAAAUUGAUACUCUGAAAUCCAACUUCCUAAAGCAUUUAGGGGGUGUGAAAGUUUGGCAUAAUUUGGAAGUUUAUUUGCACGGGGUAGAACACAAGGGAAGAAAGGAGGAUUCAAGUUAG